This is a messenger RNA of Prorocentrum cordatum, 348 nucleotides long. Lineage: Eukaryota; Dinophyceae; Prorocentrales; Prorocentraceae. The record is from the annotation of a GenBank genome assembly.
GUGAUGGGGACGAUUAUCGUGGAGAUUACAACCGCGCUGGUGCUUCUUUUUGUUGCGAUGCUGACGAUCAUGACGACCAUGUCCGUUCUGACCUUUGUGAAGGUGUCGGAGCCGAUUAUCGCGGCGAUGAUGUUCAGCGCGUUGAUGCUGUCCUUCGUGCCAGCGCCGACCAUUGCGGGGAAGAUGUUCAUCGUGCCGGGGCCGACCAUCGUGCUGACGAUUGUGCUCGCGCUGACCUUCUCGGAGGUGCUCUGGCCGAAACCCGUGGAAGUGCCAGAGUUCGUUCUUGUGCUGAUCUUCGAGAGGGUGCCAAUGCCGACCGUCGUGGAGAUGGCGUUCAACGUGUAG